This is a messenger RNA of Cavia porcellus (domestic guinea pig), 2658 nucleotides long. It is a transcript of the gene Plcd1, whose product is annotated as phospholipase C delta 1. Lineage: Eukaryota; Metazoa; Chordata; Mammalia; Rodentia; Caviidae. The record is from RefSeq and is a predicted model, not a curated record. Gene Ontology annotation, biological process: release of sequestered calcium ion into cytosol; lipid metabolic process; phosphatidylinositol-mediated signaling. The transcript is spliced from 15 exons. Bases 122 to 2389 code for a protein of 755 amino acids. Gene Ontology annotation, molecular function: phosphatidylinositol-4,5-bisphosphate phospholipase C activity; calcium ion binding.
GGGCGGCGUCCCGGCCACCGGCCUCCUUCCACCGCCGCGCAUUCGGGGCCGCACUGCGCCGCGCCCCGACUCCCGCUCACUCGAGCCCGCCGCGCGCCCGCUGAGGCGCCGCCCGACGGGCAUGGACCCGGGCCGCGACUUCCUGAGCCUGCACGGCCUGCAAGAUGACAAGGACCUACAGGCUCUACUCAAGGGCAGCCAGCUCCUGAAGGUGAAGUCCAGCUCAUGGCGAAGAGAACGUUUCUACAAGUUGCAGGAGGACUGCAAGACCAUCUGGCAGGAGUCCCGCAAGGUCAUGAGGUCCCCAGAGUCCCAGCUAUUCUCCAUUGAGGACAUUCAGGAGGUACGGAUGGGGCACCGCACAGAGGGCCUGGAAAAGUUUGCCCGUGAUGUGCCUGAGGACCGGUGCUUCUCCAUUGUCUUCAAGGACCAGCGCAAUACACUAGACCUCAUUGCCCCAUCACCAGCCGAUGCCCAGCACUGGGUGCAGGGUCUACGCAAGAUCAUCCACCACUCAGGUUCCAUGGACCAGCGGCAGAAGCUGCAGCACUGGAUUCACUCCUGCUUGCGGAAAGCUGACAAAAACAAAGACAAUAAGAUGAGCUUCAAGGAGCUACAGAACUUCUUGAAGGAGCUCAACAUCCAAGUGGAUGACAGCUAUGCCCGAAAGAUCUUCAAGGAAUGUGACCACUCACAGACGGAUUCCCUGGAGGAUGAGGAGAUUGAAGUCUUCUACAGGAUGCUGACCCAGCGAGUGGAGAUUGACAAUGCUUUUGCAGAGGCUGCAGGCUCAGGGGAGACCCUGUCAGUGGAUCAGUUAGUGACAUUCUUGAAGCAUCAACAGAGAGAAGAGGAGGCGGGACCCGCGCUGGCCCUGUCCCUCAUCGAGCGCUAUGAGCCCAGUGAGACUGCCAAGGCACAGCGCCAAAUGACCAAGGAUGGCUUUCUCAUGUACCUGCUGUCAGCUGAUGGCAGUGCCUUCAACCUGGUGCACCGGCGAGUCUAUCAAGACAUGAACCAGCCACUUAGUCAUUACCUGGUAUCCUCCUCACAUAACACCUACCUGUUGGAAGACCAGCUCACUGGGCCCAGCAGCACUGAAGCUUACAUUCGGGCCCUGUGCAAAGGCUGCCGCUGCUUGGAGCUUGACUGCUGGGAUGGGCCUAACCAGGAGCCGAUCAUCUACCAUGGCUAUACCUUCACUUCCAAGAUCCUCUUCAGUGAUGUGCUCAGGGCCAUUCGGGACUAUGCCUUCAAGGCCUCCCCCUACCCAGUCAUCCUGUCCUUGGAGAACCACUGCAGCCUGGAGCAGCAGCGUGUCAUGGCACGACACUUGCGUGCCAUCCUGGGGCCACUGCUGCUGGACCGGCCACUGGAUGGAGUUACCAGUAACCUGCCUUCCCCAGAGCAACUGAAGGGGAAGAUCCUGCUGAAGGGGAAGAAGCUCGGGGGUCUACUGCCCCCUGAAGGGGAAAGUGGCCCCGAGGCAACUGUAUCAGAUGAAGAUGAGGCUGCUGAGAUGGAAGAUGAGGCUGUGAAGAGCCGGGUGCAGCACAAGUCCAAGGAGGACAAGCUCAGACUGGUGCAGGAGCUCUCUGACAUGGUCAUUUACUGCAAGAGUGUCCACUUUGGGGGCUUCUCUGAGGCUGGCCUCUCCAGGCAGGCUUUUUAUGAGAUGGCAUCUUUCUCUGAGAACCGUGCUCUCCGAAUGCUCCAAGAGUCAGGAAACAGCUUUAUUCGCCACAACGUGGGCCACUUGAGCAGGAUCUACCCGGCAGGAUGGAGAACAGACUCCUCCAACUAUAGCCCUGUGGAGAUGUGGAAUGGGGGCUGCCAGAUCGUGGCCCUAAACUUCCAGACACCUGGGCCAGAGAUGGAUGUGUACCAAGGCCGCUUCCAGGACAAUGGAGCCUGUGGGUAUGUGCUGAAACCUGGUUUCCUGAGAGACCUCAACACCACCUUCAAUGCACGUGCUGUGACUCGAGGGCCCUGGUGGGCUCCAAAGAGGCUCAGUGUGAGGGUCAUCUCAGGGCAGCAACUGCCAAAAGUCAACAAGAAUAAGAACUCGAUCGUAGACCCCAAGGUGACAGUGGAGAUCCAUGGUGUGGGCCGAGACAUGGCCAGUCGCCAGACUGCCGUCAUCACUAACAACGGCUUCAACCCAUGGUGGAACACAGAGUUCGAGUUUGAAGUGGUUGUGCCUGAGCUUGCCCUUGUCCGCUUUGUUGUGGAGGACUAUGAUGCCUCCUCCAAGAACGACUUCAUUGGCCAGAGCACCAUCCCCUGGCACAGCCUUAAGCAGGGAUACCGCCAUGUCCACCUUUUAUCAAAGAAUGGAGACCAGCAUCCAUCAGCUACCCUUUUUGUGAAGAUCACACUCCAGGACUAAGGUGUCUGAUGGGGUCUGCUCUGGUUGGGCUUGGCCCUGUGUCCACAUCUGGAUCCAGGACUGGUGUGACUACUCCAGCCUCUAGCACUGAGCCAGAGGCCCUCAAACUGCCUUUUGCUCUAACAUAUUGUCAAUGCUGCUGCCUCUGUGGGGGUCCCAGGAGCUGGCUAAGUGCCUACAACUGUCCUUAAUUCCGUUAAGAACACUGCAGCCCUCUGUACCCUUUGGCCAACCUUACGUUGAGAGUUUUUAAAAGAACUACGUUGAAA